ACUUUUCCACCACUAAAGAACAUAAAAUUAGUUUGUUUAUAUUUGAACAAAUGGGCGGCACAAAGUGUUGUUUUCGUGAUUGUCCGGUCAGUUCUAGCCGCAACCCCAAUAUGCACUUUUUUAAGUUCCCCGUUAAGGAUCCGAAAAGGUUAAAGGACUGGAUGAGGCACUGUUCAAACCCUGAUGUUUCGAAUGCACCGCCGAGCAAACUGGGAGCCAAAACAGUUUGUGCCCGGCACUUCCGUGUGGAAUGCUUCAUGAACUACAAAAUGGACAGACUCAUUCCCAUGCAGACGCCCACUUUGUUCAGGAUCAACAGGGAUCUGGCACUGGACUUUGCAAAUCUCGACCAGAACGGGGAAGCUCUGCUCGUGAAGCUGACGCCUCCUAAGCAGUCCCACCUAAUACCGCCCAAGGAUUUCGAGUGUCCUCUGGGAUUCGUGGAUGGUGAUACACAGAAUGUAGAGGUUAUUAAGAAACCAAAUAUAGUUGACUUGAGAGAGGAGGAAGAACACCAAAAAGAAAGCGAAGUCGACGAAGUUUCCGGUAAUCUGGAUACGGAACAGGAGCAGUCGUGUGUAAGCAAGGAGAAAUCAGCGGUGGCAACUACGAGCUCUACAACAUCAACAAGCGAUUCGGUUAUGCCUCAAAACAUUAUAGAUAUUAUAAGUCAACUGCAGCCUUCAUUGGGCAUUAAAUUGAUUAAAAGGCCAGUCAAGAGUCAACCAACAAGCGAGAUUGCCUUGCCUCUGCUUGAAGAGCAGCUCCUACAAGAACAGACUGAUGAAUUAAGCAUGAUGCAAACAGUCAUUAAGGAAGCAGAAAAGCAUCGUAAACCGACAAGUUGUAUUAUUGACGUUAUUAAAAUACCAAAGCUUGGCGAUAUAUGUCAAGUAAAGCAAAUCCCCACUAAAAACGAGUACCGGUCAAGUAAGAGGACUGUGGUUAAAAAACGUGGCAUGCAGGAAGGUGAUGCCGAUAAACUGAAUGAAGAGCAAGUUACCGAGGAACAGGCUAAGAAAAAGAAGCUACUCCAAGAAGCACAAAUGGCUGAGAACAGUUUCAUAUUAAACCGAAAUAGACAAAUGCAAGAGAAAUUCUGGGAUGAGCAGAAGCAGACUCAGAAAUUUGAGAAACCCACCCAAUCAACCAAUAUUAAUCCUUGUCCUAGCAAAGAAAAUGUUCAAAGUAGUGAGCCCAUUUCCGAAACCUUAUCUGAACCUUUUCUAAACCUUGAAGAGAACACAUUACUAAGUACUGACAGUGAGGACGAGUCUGCACCAGAUGAAAAACCAUCUUCCUCCGAAGAUGCCCUGCGGGAAAAGCUUCUUCAGGACUAUGAUACCCUACAGGCCGAGUUUGACAAGCUGUCGGAGGAAAAUGCCAAACUGAAACAACGGCAAGCGGAACUCCCAAAGGCUCCAGCUCCCAUCAAACCCGCUGCCAUCUCCAUGAGCAAACCUCAGCUUUACAUGGCCAUAAAGAAAUACGUGGGACCCACGAUGGCCGCCUUGCUGCGCAUGGAAAUGUUUGGCGGCUCUGAGGAUCGCACUUGGAAGGAUGACGAGCAAGAGUUUGCCACAGAGCUACUCCAACUGGGUGAUGAGGUGUACAAGUACUGUUGCGACGAGUGGCGCUUCCGCUUGCCCUCGAUUCGGAUGGCACGCUCCUGGCUGGAAAAAAAGAAAACAGACGAUUCGGAAGAGUUUCUUGACUUAUAGUCUAUUUUGCCAUUAUUGGCUUGGUCAUUUUAAAGCAAAAUAUUACUAAGCAAAUGCAAGUAUUUAUAUGCUUGGUACACUAUAUAAAUACCACAGUUAAGUCAAGUGGCAGAUGAUGGAGUCAUCGGUGGCCGUGGUGACGCAGAUCUCCUGGGUGGAUGCGUCGCAGAAGUAACCAUCCGGGCAGCUUCCCGUCACAUUUGUGGGCGUUGUGGCGCCAAAGCAGAAGGCGAAUGUGGAGCGCGAGGUGCAGGCGAAUGUGUAAUUGGGAGCACACUGGCCACAGCUAUCCGUAUCGCCACAGCUGGCAGGAGUUUCGCUCCUCUGGAAACAGAUCACGGGCUGGUCCGUGCACACCAGGCCAUCUGUGCAGACAAAGGUCUGGUUGGUAUUCGGCUCAGUGCCGCCGAAGCACAAGUUGUAUGCGGUCUGGUUGAUGCAGGAGGCUCCAUUCGUUUGGCACACAUCACAGUCUGCCUGGAUCCAAGCGAUUGGCAAGGCUGCCAAAGCUGUCAAGGCAAUCUGAAAGUAUGUAAGGAAUGUGGUACAAACCCUUCAGUGAUGAACUUUUACAACUCGAAAGCCAACUUUUAAAAUAGAAAACCAACUUUGUUUUAAAACUAAUGUAAGGGUUUUUAAAAAACUUACCAAACCAAGCAAUUUGUACAUCUUCACAACUGUGUGGAGCUUCUGCGAAUGAUCAGACAGCUAAGUGCCAGUCUUAUUUGUACAUUUUGGCAGCCGUGCCGAAUUUUGUUCUAUGGCACCGUAAAAUUUGGGAGCCUUGGGUAAUAAGAAUAGCUGGUUAUCUUUUUAUGGGCGCCAAGCAAACGCUAACUGAGGGUGUGGUCUUAGGCUUAGGCUCUAUAAAGAGAAU
This is a messenger RNA of Drosophila yakuba, 2598 nucleotides long. RefSeq lists its product as uncharacterized. The record is from RefSeq and is a predicted model, not a curated record. The transcript has 2 exons. Bases 51 to 1721 code for a protein of 556 amino acids. NCBI's taxonomy places the organism in Eukaryota, Metazoa, Arthropoda, Insecta, Diptera, Drosophilidae.